Molecule: messenger RNA, 771 nt
Organism: Trypanosoma grayi
Lineage: Eukaryota; Euglenozoa; Kinetoplastea; Trypanosomatida; Trypanosomatidae
Exons: 1
Coding region: 1-771 (256 amino acids)
Source: RefSeq, a predicted model, not a curated record
AUGGCUCACAUUGUGGCUGUGCUCAUCUACGGCUGCGUUAUCCUCAUCGUCUUUCGCCAGCGCAUCAGCGUCGUUCUUAUCACGAUGAGCGUCAUCGUCACCAUCAUCAUCAUCAGCAGCCCCAUCCCCGGCAUGAGCCAGCGCCUCGUUCGUCAACUCCUCCUGGACGAUAUUGUGCACAGAGGAGGCCAGGUACAUUUGAUAGCUACCGGUGAAGACAACACGCCCGUUACGCAUCACAACGAUGUGGUCGGCACGCGACAGCACGUGCAGCUGGUGUGUCGCCAGCACGCGUGUCUUGCGUGCGAGGACGCCGAGCAGCACGUCCGCCACGACGCGCUCGCCGACGUGGGCGUCCAGCGCGGAGAGCGGGUCGUCCAACAGGUACAACUCGCGGUCGGCGUACACCGCACGGGCGAGGCUCACGCGUGCCUUCUGCCCGCCGCUCAGGUUGAUGCCCUUCUCGCCAAUCUCUGUCUGCAUCCCGCUUGCCAGCAGCUGCAGGUCUGCCUCCAGCUGGCACACGCGCACCACCUCGCUCAGCCGCUUCGGGUCCUCCGCGGCGAAGAAGAGCACAUUGUCGCGCAGCGUUGCAUUCAUGAUCCACGGCUGCUGCGGUACGUACGCCACGUUGCGGGUGGCCCACACGUGACCGUGCGUCACCUCGUACUCGCCCAGCAGCGUCCGCAGCAGUGUCGACUUGCCGCUGCCCGUUGGACCGAGUAUGACAGUGAGCUUCCCCUUCGGCACCUUGAGGGAAACCCCUUUUAG